Colletotrichum acutatum is the source of this 917-nucleotide messenger RNA. RefSeq lists its product as uncharacterized. The record is from RefSeq and is a predicted model, not a curated record. Lineage: Eukaryota; Fungi; Ascomycota; Sordariomycetes; Glomerellales; Glomerellaceae. The transcript has a single exon. Bases 199 to 690 code for a protein of 163 amino acids.
UUGUAAGGUAGGCGUAGAAGAAACAGACAAAGUGCAUCUCUUUGGUGGCACAGGCAUCUCGAGGCAUCUGUGUGGAGCAUCUCGCAACGGUCUCUUGGGCUCUUGAACGAGUGCUUAGAUAAGCUGGGUGGGGUCUUCAAAAACCAUACAUAAUACUCCAUAUCCGUACUUCAUCUUGCCCAUCCCACCCAAGAAAGGAUGAACGGAGAGACUGAUACCAUAGAAAACGUAUCCCAGGCUCACGUCUUGAUUCCGUCCGUCUCUCCGUUGAAAAGAGGAAUGUGCGUGCAGUGUGUGCUGCAAAGAUGCAAGUCCAAGGCGACACAGGGCAGAGCAGGGCAGAAAGCGGGUUCCGUUGAAUCAUUCCAUUUGCUGCGCGCUCCCGAUGCGUCCCUCCCGCGGUCCAGUGUCGUGGCUGCAAAGAUCAGGGGUAUCCGAUCAGGAUUAGCGCGGGUCCACGACAACGGGGUAGCACCGCAUCGUGGCCCGUGGGAGAGGAGAGAGAGCAGACAAGGCAGGCGCAAGGGACUCGCAGGGCAAGGACCAAGACUUUCUCGACCUUCCCGUGCUUCCUGCCAUACGUAUAGGUAUCCCAAGUCCAUCGAGAUACAAUCCUGGGCUUUCAGCGUGUUGACUCGUUUUUUUCUACAGCCAGAGAGUAGGUACAUUACGCUUUUAUAUACUAAUUAAGGGAGAUAUCUUCAGUCUUGUUUCCUCAUAUUUUCACACCACCCCCUCGUAACCCAUCAUACCUAUGCUCGGGCACAGUGACACAGUUACGCUGCUUCAUACAGCAAGACGGUUACACUUCUUCUUCUUCUUCUUCUUCCCCUUCAUCUAUUGCUGUCCAUGUCGUGUCAACUUGUGACGGACGAAUAGGAGGUCCUCCUAUCCGCAGAGGCCUUCUCUGCAUCUGU